AUAUCGGUCUCGCGCCGUGCAAGAGGAAACAGCCGGCCGCGGACGUCGCGCGUUUGCAACUUUGCAGUCGCGAGAUAUCUUGCUUCCGGUCUUUCUAUUGUACUUAUUUACGCGUCCGUUUCGCGUCUGAUCGAGUGCGAGUCGAGCCAGGCGCGAUUGGAGCUGGUCAGCUGGAGCAAAGCGUACACGCAAACAUUUAUCGUCAAACGUAACGGAUCUCGAACAAUCUCGACGCAGCCGCGUGAGCUGACGGGGAUUCGGACAGGCGCGCACGCGAUCGUGUUCCGCAUCGACGUCGUCGCCGAGGGUACCGAUUAGGCCGUCUCGUCUCGCCGGGGGAGUCGAUGCUAGACGUGGAGACGCAGCAUGGAAAGCACGGAACAGCCGAGCAACGAGCAGAAACCGAAAGACAGGUUAGUCGGCCUGCUGGACCACAUUGAGGCUCACGUAGAGCAACUGCGAAAGGAUGCCGCCAGGCUCAUGGAGGAGAAGGAUGGCCUGCUGACGACCUUGGACACCCUCAGGAACAACGACAUGCUGUUCGCCCUCGAGGAGCCUGAUCGGGACGAUAUCUUGAGGUAUGCGGAUAGAUUGUCCAUGCGCUGUUCCACUGUAGAUGUAUUGGUUACAGUCCAACGGGAUCAUGUUCAAGAGGAAGCGUUGCAUCAGGUUAACGGCCUGAUCGACAGCUUAGUCAUAGGCUUGCGACAAGAUCCAAACAGCACUCGGCAGCGAUGCGCAGAAUUCAUGAACGCAUGCUCCUCCCAUAGCAUAGGACAUUCCGAUAAAGUCUUUGAGACCGCCAUUCUCGGAUGCACGUUGGAUGAUCAAAAGCGAGUCAAGAAGAGACUGCAGGGAUUGCUCGAUUACAUCGACAAGAUGCACAUCUUGGAGAUGACACAGUAAAUGACACAAAGAGAUUACAAGGUGGAUUAAAUCUGCCUCUCAUUUUCCAUAUAAGUUUCGAGUGGCGAAGCUUUUCGACGGUCUAGCGCUGUUAGCGAAUCAAGAGACAUUUGGGAAAGAUACAUUCUUUGCGCCUUUUUUGCGCGGCUAAGUUUCCAUUUUUCUUCCACUUCGCGAAUAGCCACCUCGAAUGGAACGCUUGGCUGUGUACAGAAUGCACAGUGAUCGAUUGGAUUUAAUCUUGCGAUGCGAGAUCGAUUCUGGGCGUUUAUAUGAUUCGUGAACAUAUUUGAAGCACUUAGCAUUUCGGCACUCUAAAAAAACUUAAAAAAAAGGUCUUGAAAAAGCGUUCGAUAACAUUUUUCAAAUCUGUACCGUUUUCAAAUAAAGAGGAAUUUCUAGAGAAUGUGUACUGCAAUUGUAGACGUUUAAAUACUAUGUGAAGGAUGUAAUGUUGAAAAUAUGAAGUAAAUGGGCCUCUUUACACUCUCA
This is a messenger RNA of Temnothorax curvispinosus, 1398 nucleotides long. RefSeq names its product BAG family molecular chaperone regulator 2. Gene Ontology annotation, molecular function: protein-folding chaperone binding; adenyl-nucleotide exchange factor activity. Lineage: Eukaryota; Metazoa; Arthropoda; Insecta; Hymenoptera; Formicidae. The transcript has 3 exons. Gene Ontology annotation, biological process: protein stabilization. Bases 367 to 906 code for a protein of 179 amino acids. The record is from RefSeq and is a predicted model, not a curated record.